AUGGUGUGCCAACGGAUCCACCCGUCACUCCACUCGUCUGCCCGCUGUCUGCCAUCUCUUUGGCGUCUUUCGAGUGACUCAAACAACGACUGCCUGUUCACUGGUGUCUCAUCCGGAUUGACGGGUAUUAUGUAUGUCUUGGACACCAUUUGUGUCGGCAUUUCGUGCGGUGUCUGUUCGCAGGCAACCAUUGCCUCCAUAUUCGUCUCUCGAUGGCGUCGACUCGUGCGAAGAAGCGCUCAAUCGGUGGACUCUUUUACUGUGAUAGUCAUACGAUGUCUUCGAGACUCUCCUGUCGUCCAUAAUCUGACAAUUCUUAUGAAGACCACAGAUGAGGAAGAAUAUUAUCCGAAGAACUCAUUCGACAGAUUCGGUGAUGACUUGUGUGGACUCGUAUUGUCUUAUCAAUCACUGAAAGAGUGUUUCCGAUUUGAAUGUCUGUCCAAACAGUGGCAGAGGUGUGUAUUCACACGAAGACACACCCUUUCAGUGGGAAAACGUAAUAAAGUGUUGAUUAAAUCGCGAGUAAAAGAAAAUGUUAAUUGGAUUCCCACUCAUAAUAUGCAAGCAUUGGAAUCAGUGGUCAAAAAGUGUGCAAACAUUACAUCCAUUGAUAUUGAGAUCCAUUCAGAAGAUACCGAAAGAGACACGACUCCCGAAGAAUACAUUCGUACUGUUAUCGACUAUCACUGCAAAGAGUUUGUCAAUCAAUGGCCACAACUCAAGAGAUAUCAGUUGUUUAUGAUGUGCUUAACUGAACCACAAGUGAGACAAUUGUAUGAAUCGGUGGGUCUAUGUGCUAUCAGUACAGUACCUUAUUACAAUAUUAUACACUCGGCAAUAGAUAUGAAUACCACAGAUGCCCAAGCAUAUCCAAAAGACUCUUUCGACAGAUUCGGUGAUGACUUGUGUGGACUCGUGUUGUCUUAUCUUUCACUGAAAGACAGCUUCAGAUAUGAAUGUCUGUCCAAACAGUGGCAGAGAUGUAUUCAGAAGAAUCGGAAAAACUAUUUGAAAUACUAA
This is a messenger RNA of Oppiella nova, 1023 nucleotides long. Lineage: Eukaryota; Metazoa; Arthropoda; Arachnida; Sarcoptiformes; Oppiidae. The record is from the annotation of a GenBank genome assembly.